This is a messenger RNA of Schistosoma rodhaini, 5411 nucleotides long. NCBI's taxonomy places the organism in Eukaryota, Metazoa, Platyhelminthes, Trematoda, Strigeidida, Schistosomatidae. The record is from the annotation of a GenBank genome assembly.
GCGUAACUAACCAGAGCGCUUGGUAUGAGCUUGUACUAAUGGUUGAACAAAUGCUUGAUUCCCUUUCGUCUACUGGCGGAAAUUUAUCGCCGAUAGAGGCUUCCAAUGCAAAAGAAAUGGUUCCUGAAAGUAAUGUGGAGAAGUCGUAUAUCUUACCACCUGAUCUUGUCGACAAUGAAUUAAGCGAUGAAUUUGAUAACAAUGUUGAUUCUCCACCUUCAAACCAAAUACAUUCAUCUGAUGAAAAUAACGAGUUAUGGACUAUUAAAGACGAUAUUAAAGAAACAGAAGGAAAAGUUGGUCGGUGGACACUUAGCUCUGGCGCAUCUAAAAACGUAUCUAAAAGUAAAUCUAGGGGGCGCAAUAAAAAUCAUUCUAAACCAACUAACAUGGAGGAAGAAAGACUUCAAAUCUAUAGUGAAUCACAAAGACUUGUACGAGAAGCUGAUGUACAUUUACCAGUCCAUAGACCUAAACAAUUUAAAUGUUUCAGUGAGUUUCGUCAGUCUCUAAAAGGUUGCAAGUCAAAUGAAACCAAAAGUUGUGAAACUUCAUCUCAGAAUAAAUUACAUUCCGAUUGUAGCACUCAUUUUCAACCAAUUUCAGGACAAUCUACCCGAAAUGAAGAGACUGAAAAUAAACUGGAUAUCAAACCAUUCGUCUCACAAGGUUAUUCAGUUGAUCAUGCUGUUGACAUUGAUUGUACCACUUUGGAACCACCAUCAAUGUCAUCUGAUGCCAAACCAUCACUCGAUGUCACAAGCGAACCAGAUGUACUAACUAAUCUGUUACCUCGCCUUGAUGCGAGAAAAUUGAAAAAUUAUGAAAGUGAAGAAUUUUUCAUAGAUUUAGGUGAAUCAAUCCCUACUUCAACGUCAUCUGUAACUCCUAGUCAAUUAUUGGCUCGUUUAAAAUCUCAUCUUCACGUGUCUCAUGAAAAAGUUGUACGUGGACCCAUCCAAUAUUCAAUCAUAACAAAGGUACAAAGCAGUGACGCUGAACGCGAAGAACUACAGGUAGAAACAGUUACACAUGAACCAUCAAAAGGAUUAUCAACAACUAUGUCAGUUAGUAGAAAACAUUGGUUGCAACACAGAAAAGUUCUCGAAGAAAAAAUGCGUCAAAAAAGGCUUGAGCAGUAUGAAAUGCGGUUAAAGGAAGAGGGUACAUGUCCAAAGUCAACAAAUGAAAACACUGGGGAAGUAUCCAAUAGCGAUGAAGAAUGGUCAGAAGGGGCUGCAAAUGACAGUGAAAUAUCUGAUGAAGACUCAAAUACCGAGGAAGAAAGUAGCAGUGAUAGUGAAAGCGGUGAAGAAAAAGAAGAAGAAGAAGAAAACGAGUCACUUGACGACGAUGAGGAAGAUGACAAUGUAGUGGUUGUUAGUAAAAAGGCUUCAAGACAGCGUCCUUGUCUCUUUGCUGAUGAUGAAGCAGAAGAAAGUGAAAAUGAUGAAGUAGUUGCAGAGGCCGAUGAUCCUGAGGAUGAAGAGGCUCUAACAUGUAAAGAUUCGGUGGAUAUAAAACAAAACAAAUCUUGUAGUAAAACUACUAGUGUCAAUAAUCUAAACGUAGAUUUUGGAAAAAAUAUUGGCAGAUCUCACACCCCUCAGAAACAACAUCUACAGUUGGAUGAUUUCACAGACCUACCACAGGAAACCACAGGGUUUAAGCUUUUUUCAUCUUGCAAUAAUGGUUACAGUUUAGGUAUUCCACAAAGACAUCAUCACGGAACUCUAGGUCCUGCAGAUAUAGACCUUUUCGCAUCUGAAUGUUCUGGUAUUCUAGACAGAUCUAUUAAUCCUCAGUCAAUAUUGGCCUCUACUCGUUUAGAUGCAACCACCAUCGGUGACGAAAACAAGUCUCGAUUUACUCGAAAUUCAUCUACUCAUAGUCAGUGGAAUAAUACACCUUAUGAAUUACUGUAUUCUCAAAAGCCAAAUAGUCAAUUGCUAGCUUCCAGAUCAGAAUCUAUCACUCAAGAGUUCACUGAUGACAAUCAUAUAACGACAUCUAACCCUCAUAAUAUAUCAUCUCAGGACACGGUCUUAUUAUCUCAGGAACCAACUCAACCAACAUCUCAACUAAAUCCUACGAUUAUAAUAUCUGAGGAGACGAAUUCAAGUCUUCAUUCUCAGGUUCAUCAUGAAAAUCGUCACAAUCUCUUCGGUGGAUCGUUGUGCGACGAAUCUCAAGCAGUUAUGGAUCCGGUCACUACUAAAUCCUUUGAUGAGAAUGAUGAUAUAGAUUCUCAGGUUUGCCAUAACGAUCGUCGUAAUCUCUUUGGCGGAUCAAUCAGUAAUCAAUCACAAGAACUUAUCGAUGAAACUGCAAAAUCAAUCACAGGUGGUUAUGUAACAGCUUCCCAAACUAAUCACGAUAAUCAUCGUAUUUUGUUUGGAGGAUCAAUAGGUACUCAAUCGCAAGCUUUCAUGGAUUUGGCUGAUGAUAAUGAUGAUCUAGAUUCCCAAAUUCAACAUGAAAAACAUGGUAAUCUAUUCAGCGGAUCAAUAUGUGUCCAGUCUCAAGAAUCAUUAAAUGAAGUGAAAAACUCAAUUAUCAAUAAUAAUCCAGAUUCUCAUGAAAACCGUCGUAAUCUAUUUGGCGAGUCUACAUGUGACCAGUCACAAGGCCAUGUUGAUGAAAUUUUGAAGUCACCUGUAAAUAAUCAUGAUGAUCCAGACUUUCAGGAAUCUGAGCACCCUAUUUCUGGGUUUACGACUCAAAAUCCGUCUCGUCGACGAGUUUUACUUUUUGAUGAUGAGGAUGAUGAAGAAGAAGAGAACAAAGAAAAAAAAGACAAUAGCUUUAUUGAACCAUCUUCACUCAUACGGAAUAAUCCUUUUAAAUCCACAUCAGAAUCUAAUUUUACUGGUGACAAUUUGUCAUCUGUAUUGCAUACAGAUGACAAUGUGGAAUUGGAGAAUAAGAUCUCAACUGUUGAUGAAUCAGAUGAUCAUACUAUUGAAGCAGGAGAUGAUGGAGCAAAUAUUGAUCCUGAUGAUAUAACUGACGAAGAUAAUGGUAGUGAUGAUGAGUCCUCGGAAGAAGAUGAAGAGGAAGAAAAAGAUAAUUCUCUUGAAGAUGAAGAUGAUGAAGAGGAAAUUCAACGUCUAACUAUACAAUCGAAUGAAAUUAAGAAAACUAAAAAAUUUCGUAUAAACGACUUUGUGGAUGAAGAAGCCGAAUUGUCUGGUGAUGAAAAUGAACGAGCUUAUUUCAUGGACGAUGAAGAUGAGUUAGAUCCCGAUAAUGAUGAUGCUAAUGCAGAAUUCGCUGACUUAAUUGACGAAGAUGACUCAGAUAUUCCAUCCGCCGGUCGCUUAAGACGUCAAAUUGAACGUGUACAUCACCGCCUUCAAACUGAUCAAGAUCUACGUGAAUUACGUUAUCUCAAGGAACUUUAUUUUGAAGACGGUGAUUUACAUGCUGAAAAUGGACGAGUUCGUCAGAGGCGUUUUCGUUGGCGCGGUUUAGAUAACGAUGAUCCGUUUGCUGAUCAAAUAAACAUAGAUAAUAGUGAUGGUGAUGAUAAUUCAAGUGAAGAUGAAAAACAUGGUAUACCUUGUGGUCCUAUAGAUAAUUGGUUACGUCGUGGUCCAAUGAAAUCCUCGAACGGUGAAAAUAAUCAAUCCACUGAAAAUGGUGAUUUAGAUUCUGACACAAUACAUUCAUCAUCUAAUAAACAAACAAAUGAUAAAGAUCCUAGUGAUUCAGUAUUAGAAUCUGAUGAAGAAAUAGAAAAUUCAAAGGCAGUAACUGAUAAUUUAUCAACUGGUGUUUUAUCUUUAGGAAAAAAGGCUUUACUAAAAUCUCAAACGAAGUUACAAACUCAAAUAGUUGUAUGUAAUAAGUUACCAGGCAAUCGUGGAAAGACUACCAAAUCAGCGUCUACGCUUAGAAACCCAUUGUUCUCUAAUUAUUUCUUGCAACCUAAAUCUCAUAACCUACCAAUUAAUGAAGGUGUUACUAAUGAUACAGACAAUAAUAGUAAAGUUGACAGUGUUAUCAUUUCUAGUAAUAAUAAUGAUAAAUUAAUUGCUCCUGUGAAAUUUAAUAAUGUUAAUAAUGCUGUUAAUGAUGUAAGGUUUCAAACGAUCAGAGUAAGUUUACUAAUAUUUGUCAUUUUAUUAUAUUCCUUAUUUGUUAUAUUCUUCCUUGUCUAGUAUAUCUUGACUAAUUAACACUUCACUUGACUGUAAUAUAAAUCAUAGUGAGAAUGAGUUAGCAAUAAGAUAUAUUCUAAUAGACCGAUAAAAUAAAAAUACAAUAUUAUCAUCAGAAGAGUUAAUGAAGAAAUUACAUUCGAAACCCCUAGUAUCUUAUUGAUUCGUUCACUGGUACAAAUUAGUUAAUAACGAUCUAUCCAAGUAUUUAUUUAAAAGAAAAACCAAGACUAUUUAGUAAGCUUUAUUCUCAAAAGCCGGGUACUAGCAUAUUUGUAGAUUUUCACAUUGAUGAAGUCACGUGUGCUACGUAGUUGGCUAGAUGAAUAAUUCACUUAGUCAUAAUAACCAGGUCGCAUUUACACCUCAACGUAACUCUGACAUUGACAGUUAGGUGAUUGGAGAAUAAGUGACCUACAUGCUGAUUUUCUCCAAUCACCUAUGAAAUUUUAUCAUGUUUAUUUUGUGUUCAUAUUCUGUAUAUAAGCAUGUUUUUUAUUAAAUGGAAAACUACUACUCUGGCUAGUAGUAGUGAUCUAGUAUUUGAUUUCUAAGCAUUCAGAGCCCUAAGUCAAUUAUACGUUCUUAUGAGUAGCCAAAACUCAGACAUAUUAUAUCACUGCGUCUUUAUUCUUGUAACUGCCUACAUAUGCUUACUUAGUCCUACCUUCCAAACGAAAUCUCAUUCUUAUUUUAUAGCGUGGUUCUCUAUUGAGUCGUUUUGCUGGAGGCCUCGUUCCUGGUUAUAAAUCUGAACCUACCCAAAUUCAUUCAAAUGUUAAUGAUGGCUUCGAUGCUGGUACAUCAAAAAGUGGAAGCCGUCGCGACCAAACACAUCUAGAUUUACGGAGCAAGGUCGGUCUAUCGUGCUUUAGUGUUGUAACGGCUCAAAUUAAACCAGAAAAAACCGACUCAUUUGAUGACGGUGCAUCUAACCAGAAGUCCUUAAAAUCCUGUAAUUUUCCCAUUAAGCAAAAACGACCGGUUGAUGUGAUUAAACCUAAUUCUGUUUUGUUAAGUCCUCCAAGUUUGAAACGCCACCGAUCUACUAGUGUGUUUAAUGCUCUUCUGUGAAUAAUUCGCAACUGUUUUGUUUAGUAAACUGUAAAAAAGAUUUAUUUGAAAAAGCCUUUCAUGCUUAAUAUAUUCCUUUGCUGUAAUUAGUAAAUUUAUGUAUUAUAAGGUCUAUGUAAAUCAGUGUUAUUUUUCUGUAUAUUGAGAACAUCAAAAUAUAUCAUGCUUUCAUCA